Molecule: messenger RNA, 5598 nt
Organism: Dermochelys coriacea (leatherback sea turtle)
Lineage: Eukaryota; Metazoa; Chordata; Testudines; Dermochelyidae
Product: cyclic AMP-dependent transcription factor ATF-7
Exons: 12
Coding region: 337-1785 (482 amino acids)
Biological process (GO): regulation of transcription by RNA polymerase II
Molecular function (GO): cAMP response element binding; DNA-binding transcription factor activity, RNA polymerase II-specific
Source: RefSeq, a predicted model, not a curated record
AGAAUCUCGCGCGUAGGGAGGGAGGGGGUACCCAGCGCGAGACCCAGGGACAGCUCGAGAGGGACGGAGCCAGCGCGAGAUUCCGUGGUCAGCGCGAGGCAGAGGUGCGGACCUGAGGCAACCCAAGUGUUCCCCCGGUCUCGAGGUGAGCGAGGCCCCCCGCUGUCCCCCGAGAGUAGGCGCUGGGCCCCCCUUCACCUCCCCCAGUUUUCGUGAGAGUACCGGCCCCUUGCCUGAGUGACAAGCCUCGUCGGCCAAUCGGUACACCGAGCAUCUUGGAGUGAUGGGCGCCGCAACCAACAGCGUCCGGGAAUGCUUUGCCCAGCUAUAUGAAAUAUGGGAGACGACAGGCCGUUUGUGUGCAAUGCCCCCGGCUGUGGACAGAGGUUUACAAACGAGGACCACCUGGCGGUUCAUAAACACAAGCAUGAGAUGACAUUGAAAUUUGGUCCUUCUAGAACCGAUUCAGUCAUCAUAGCAGAUCAGACUCCAACUCCAACCCGUUUUUUGAAGAACUGUGAGGAGGUGGGGCUCUUCAAUGAAUUGGCCAGUUCCUUUGAGCAUGAGUUUAAGAAAGCCACAGAGGAUGAUGAGAAAAAGAAUGCUGGACCUCUGGACAUGUCUCUGCCCUCAACCCCAGACAUUAAAAUAAAAGAGGAGGAGCCAGUUGAGGUGGAUUCUUCCCCUCCAGAUAGUCCUGUAUCGAGUCCGCAAUCCCCACAGAUCACAGAGAAGGAGAUUACUUCAAAGCCUGUUAUAAUUUCUACUCCUACUCCAACCAUCAUGCGUCCAGGGUCACUGCCACUACAUUUGGGAUAUGACCCGCUACAACCCACUCUUCCCUCCCCUACCUCUGUCAUCACCCAGGCUCCACCUUCCAACAGACAGCUUGGGUCUCCCACGGGCUCCCUCCCACUUGUCAUGCACCUUGCGAACGGACAGACCAUGCCCGUCCUCCCUGGCCCUCCUGUACAGAUGCCUUCUGUUAUAUCGCUGGCUAGGCCAGUGUCCAUGGUGCCCAACAUUCCUGGUAUUCCUGGUCCACCCAUCAACAGCAGUGGUUCCAUUUCACCAUCAGGCCUUCCAAUGCACUCUGAGGCUAAAAUGAGACUGAAGGCCAGCCUGACGCACCAGGUUUCUUCCUCACUGAAUGGCAGCAGCAUGGUUGUGGGGUCAGCAAGCACGAUGGUGACCUCACGUCCAGAGCAGGGUCAGAUACUUCUCCAGCACCCAGAUGCACCUUCUCCAGCUCAGCCACAGGUUUCCCCUGCUCAGCCCACACCUAGCACCGGUGGCCGGCGGAGACGCACGAUGGAUGAAGACCCGGAUGAGCGCAGGCAACGUUUCCUCGAGCGGAACCGUGCUGCAGCCUCUCGUUGCCGUCAGAAACGCAAGCUGUGGGUGUCUUCCCUGGAAAAGAAAGCAGAGGAGCUCACGACACAGAACAUCCAACUGAGUAAUGAAGUUACACUACUGAGGAAUGAAGUUGCUCAACUUAAACAGCUACUGUUGGCUCACAAGGACUGCCCAGUCACUGCAUUACAGAAAAAAACACAGGGGUAUCUUGAAAGCCCAAAGGAGAGCUCUGAGCCUACCGGUUCCCCUGCUCCUGUCAUCCAGCACAGCUCCGUGACAGCGUCCCCCAACGAGCUAAACGUCCGCUCUGCAGCUGAAGCUGUUGCCACUUCGGUCCUCACUCAGAUGGCAAGUCAAAGGACAGAACUGAGCAUGCCCGUACAGUGGCACGUCAUUAUGGCUCCACAGUCUCAGUCUGCUGGCAGAUGAUGUCACAAACCACGUGACAGAGAACUAACCCAUAAGAACUUGCAGACUGAGAGACUGAUCAUAACUAAGUCCCUGCUUAAUGGGGGCAGAUACAGAUUUUUUUUUUUAAAGUGAGUUAAGGGCAGCUAUGGAAGCUUCUUUAUACUGCAUAUCCUAUACAGAGCCUGGCCCAAAACCUUUGUCACGUGAUCACCUGUCCGUACAGGAUGGCUUCCGAUUGAGGGAUUUCUUGAUCCCUUAGUGAUGGUCAGUCAACUUACAGAAUCAUCAGAUCACAAAGAGCCUCAUUUGAAUGCAUCUUGAAAGGUUCAUUUUCAGGUAUCAGUUACGUUAACACUAAACCUCCCCUGGCUUGUGGUUUCUCUUGGCAUUAUCACUAUUUUAAGUUUCACCUAUUAGCAAAGGAAAGUAGCUGUUGGGAGGCUGUGACGUUUACUUGUGCUGUCACUUUAUUUUUAACAGCAUGCUGCUUCCAAUCAUCUCUUUCCCCACCACUGCUCUAGCUGACCUGCAACGUUGCACCUUGGCACAAGAAUAUUGUCUGAGUUUUCCACUUGGGCUAUUAAGGUUAAAAAGGCUUAGGAUAAUGGGCUUCCUAACUCCAUGGGUUUAACUUCCCUGACACCAAAGCUUUUUGGUUCCGAAGCAAGCCUGGCACCUCUGAUUCACAUGCAAUUAACCAUCAUUAACUGCUGUAACUUGUGGGGUUUUUAAGUAUGUGUUCGCAGUCACCAGUGCAGCAGUAGGAACUGUGGACGUUCCAUAUGCUUCUCUCUUAAUUGACACCAUAGCUGCUAAUAAUGCAGGUACCUUCUUCAGAAAAGGGCCUGCUUAUAAAUCUUCCAUACAACAGUAAAGCAGUACCAAGCUACUGUCUGCCAGGACUGUGUGCAAAGCUGUUCUGUUUGAUGCAUGAAAGGAUGAUCUGGGGCAGAUUGGAUAUAAUGCAAGUCCUGGAAUUAACCGGCUACGAAAUCCACUACCCAUCUCAAUAAGUCAUGAAUUUAAACAAACAAACCCCACAUAUGUCAAAGGAUUGUUUCCCAUACAUUUAACCUGAUGAUCUUAUAAAGUGGUGGCCUUGAACGAAGGGAGGUGGAAGCGUAUCCCACUUGCCCAGUCUUUUACCUCUUUUAAUGGUUUUCUUCUGCUCCUAGUAGUGGUAUAUCUAUUACUUUUCCUCAAGAGCAAACGUAGUACUUCUAGAGCUUCCAGGUUCAUGGGGUAGAUUUAAAAUCAGCCUUGAUAUUUUAAAGGCACUUGGAAUUGUCUGCUUAUUGCCAAAGUGUGUGUGUGUGUGUGUGUGUGUGUGUACACUUUCUUUAGGUUGUCAUUGACCUUUUGCUUGCUGGGUAAUAGUUGUAAUUUUGCAUUUGUAUUUUGGGAGCCGGAAAGGGAUGCUGUGUGAAUUUGUGCUACAGCAAACCCACCAGUCUGUGAAACUCUCAGCACUUCAUCUUUCUUUUCUUCUUUAAAGACGCUUUUACUUCCAUUGAGCUCUUUGACAUCUUCACCCUGAGCUGCCAGACCACCUCAAAUUGCACUUGCCACUUUUGAUCCGAGUUAGUUUGGCUGAGUCAGUAGUUUGGCUUAUCUAGACUUGGAAUAUUUGCUAGGGACAGCAAUACCAAAGCAAAAUCUGAGCAUGUAGAAUUUGACACCCCCCCCACCCUGAUAUAGGGAAGUUCCAUUUAUUGCUUUUCUAAUUAGGGGUCUCUUCUCCCCCUUUUCUCCCUCAUGUUUCUUCAGGCCUCCCUGCCAUAUUCUCUAAUGUAUUUCAUGGUCCUAGUUGUCUCUUAAUACACUGCCAUUGUAUGUUUGUCUCACCCUGUCUCACACAUGCUCACACAAAAUCAUUCCUGAGAUUUUGUGUUUCUUUGCCCUUUUAAUAUUCAAAGACACUGGAGCUAGCAGCUCUUGCUUCUCUGUUCAGAACCUGUGUGUAGUUACUACAAGAGGCAUUCCAGAUCAGGCACUUCAUUUUUUAUUUUAUUUUUUUCUUAAAGCUGUUUAUAUAGAGAAUUUGCAUAUAGGAGAGUGCUUUGAGUAUAACUAUCUCAACAGGGUGUCUGUUUCCUUGAUGACAAAGAGCUAUGCCAUCAGCAGGGUUUUCAGGAUCGUGUGAGUAUAAUGCAACAACCGUGGAAAUGGUUUAUAAAGUCUAACGGCCUGAUUGGACAAGACACAGGGCCUUUAUUUGGCUAAGAAUCCAAGACAGAAAGGGAUCAUGGCCAUGUUGUCAGAGGUCUAAUACGACAGCAGGGAAUCUGUUUGUAACUAUAACUAGUUUAGUCUCUUGCAGACACCACACUGUCUUGUAAAGGAAUAGCUUGCAUAGCUCUGACGGAUUCAUUAGAGUAGCUGGAUUCAUAUGUUUGGCUCAAGAGGCCCAAACAGCUUCUACAUGUUAACUGAUCAUACUCGACUUCCAGCCUGCAGGCUAACAUUAGUGUCUGAAAGCUAGUGGAUGUUUAGCAAGAGGUAGGGGAAGCCCAUUUUAACACCAGCACCAGUGCAUGUUGAGACAGCACCACUGGGUAAAUACUGCCUAUUGAUAGCCUUAACACAUGCAUAAAGCAGCCUUCAAAUACCUUCCAUUGUUAAGAGACUGGCAGCUCAAGAAUACAGCUGCACAAUAGACUGUACAGAAGGGGAUGGGGUGGUAAGUACAGAGCGAGUUGGACAAGUGUGAAAAGGCUUUAACCGAAAGUGAAUUUGCUUUGGUGCUCACAAACCUUAUUAAUUUCCAUGGAUACUUGUACAAGGGACCAUUUUUUUGGUCCGAGGAAAGCAACACGCAUGUGCAUGUAUGUGUUUGCACAGCUAUCUUGGACUCGUUUAUUUCCUUCUUCUUGUUCCUCAAACUCUUAGUCAGGAUUGAAACAAUACCAUGUGAUUUAGGUGACCAGUCACGUUUCUGAUGGGGAAUAAUUAAAGGCAUAGUAGAAUGGAAUAGCUUCCCAGCACCGCAUAAACUGGAGUUAGGGUGACCAGAUGUCCCGAUUUUUAUAGGAACAGUCCUGAUUUUGGGGUCUUUUUCUUAUAUAGGCUCCUAUUACCCUCUGUCCCGUCCUGAUUUUUCACACUUGCUGUCUGGUCACCGUAACUGGAGUGGAUUUGUGUAAUGAGUUUGAAAGCUUCAGAUUGCAAACGGACUUGUAAAAAUCAGUCCAUUGAGCAAAAAUGGACAAUGUUUUUUUUUAAAUGGAUUCUGUUCUAAAUAGCUCACUCUGCUACAGCCACAACUAAGGGUCUGUCUGCCCAGUAGAAGCUGCACAUGGGCUAGCUGAAUCCAGCUACUCAAGACCGCACAGUGCGGGGUUCAGUGCUGGCUAGCAAGCCAGUUAUGUACCCAGGGUCCAUACUGGGCUUCCACUCCCCUGAGCUGCAGCUCGUACCAUGUUGCGUUCACUGCUGCAGUUACCUGUGCUAGCUGGGUUAAAGCUAGCUCAGGUAGACUAGCCCAUGCACAGCUUUUGCUGUGUAGACAGACCGUAAAUCACUGAUCCUUUUCUUCCCAGCACCUGUCUUUGUAAUGGGAGAGGCUUACAAGGUUCAGAAAACAGGGAGAUGCUUGAAGCGAAAAAACUCACCAAGUGUCAGUGUAAUGGACUCUGGUCCCUGCUCGCUACUGGCCCCUUGUGGUCAGUGGUGGUGGUGUAAGAUCCUCCAUCUUCAUCCCUCCUUCCUAGGGCUUCCCUUAAGUUCAAAACAGGCUUUGUAUGGCAAAACAGCCCUUUUUUCAACAGAAAAUGCCCCAAAUAAGAAAAAACCCUGAGGCCUCUGGUCCAAUUCUUGCUCCUUCUUAAAAUG